Messenger RNA from Plectropomus leopardus (leopard coralgrouper), 610 nucleotides. The record is from RefSeq and is a predicted model, not a curated record. NCBI's taxonomy places the organism in Eukaryota, Metazoa, Chordata, Actinopteri, Perciformes, Serranidae.
AUGGCACGUGGUGUUUUUCUCACAGAGAAAGUGGUGGAGAGGUUGACAGCGGCCAUCUUGGACCUGGUGGAGCUGUACUGCAGCACGUUCAACGCCAACUUCCACCCGACGGCGCCGAGCCGCAGCAGUACGGCACCGGUGCAGGAGGCAGGCCUCGUCACCAACGUGCUCUCCUUUAACAUUUAUGCUGCGCACCGCAUCCCCAUCACCUGGGCCGCCAGUUACGAGGGUUUCUUCCUGUCCUGCUCUCUGACUCAUGGAGGGGCGGAGCUCUGCGCGCCGCAGCACACCAGCAAACAGUCAGUCAGCAAAUACCUGUUCCACCUGGUGGUGUGGGACCAAAGGGUGUGUUUCCCAGUGCAGAUCAACCAGCUGCCCAGAGAGUCCCAGCUGACGGUGACGCUGUAUGCCAGCUGUCUGCCGCCGCCGGGCGGCGCAGAGGACAAGGGGAAGCAGCGGCGCAGCGUGGAGGCUCUGGGCUGGGUCACCAUGCCGCUCUUCAACUUCAGACAGUGAGUCACGUGACUUCCUCCCUGUGACAUCACCGCUGUUUGUGAUGUCACAGGGUUUUAAAUCCAGUAUCGUGCUGUGUUCACGUGAUGUCACGACU